Symbiodinium sp. CCMP2456 is the source of this 4512-nucleotide messenger RNA. The record is from the annotation of a GenBank genome assembly. NCBI's taxonomy places the organism in Eukaryota, Dinophyceae, Suessiales, Symbiodiniaceae.
AUGGCUGCAGCACAACUCGGUUACCGCUUUACUUUCAUUGACUUGACGGAGAGCAAGACGGAUGGUCCGGAUGGUAGCCGCGUCCGUGCCCGGAGCCUUCCCCCCAUCCGGUCGUCCGUGGCAAACCCGGAGACUCUUGCCGUAGAUGCCUGGGCACACCUUCAUCUUCGCACUCUCCGCCAAGGGCAGGAUGCAACAGUUUGGGACACCCAACACUGUGCAGCCGCCCAUGCAUCUACAUGGCAAAGCAGGGUCGGUGCCAGAAAGGCGCGGCGUGCGUGCCGUAAUGUGUUAAUUGGUGCCUACGGUGCAAACGAGGUGGUGGCUGUCCAGGCAGGACUUCGUCCAAGGAACUUCCAGACGAAGUCUCGCAAGCUUUCCAACCUGCGCAAGGUGCUACAGCGCAUGAGCUUCUCCUCCAUCCUCUCGAUGGCUGCACAUCACUGUGAGGGCCGCGGCAAAGCUUCGAUUCUGCAGGAGCUGAGGGUCCUGCGAAACAGUGCUAGGCUAGGAGCUUUCGAGAUAGCCUCUGACAUUGCUCGUUCCAAGCGGACGAAGAGCGCGAGAAACGGUGCCUGCGGUGUCUUCGAUCUAGGCAUUGCAUCGGCUGGUGUAAUGCUUCCCGCUGAAGCGUCCGAGACAGUUGCGGUUGACACAUCCCAAGACGUUGGCAAACUGCAGGCUACAGCCGACAACAUGCUUCACACCAAGCGCGGUGUUUAUGGUGGGCGACCCACGUCUCCAAAGAGCCCCGGGGCAUCAACAGGGAGUCCGACGGAGCGUGAAAGCAAGGUCAAAAGAACCUCCGCCCGGCCACUUUCUCGCGAGGCGCAGCAGGUCCGCCAGAGGCGACAGUCAGCGACUUUGGCAAACAUGAAGCAGGCCUUUCAGCUGGAGGACUCCCGGCAGCAGAUGAAGUUUGCCUUUCCAGACGAGGAUGAGGUCCUCUCCAUGUCGCCGCCCGACUCGCCCUCGAAUGGCAACAAGAUGCUGGAGGUCCCUGACAUUGGCAAAACUUGGCUGAUCAGGGGGCGUACAUCUGGCCCUGCGGUCGCAAACCGCAGCCCACACAGCCAGUCGACCAAGUCUGUGUCAACGCUGCGAUCGCCAAAACAGAAUUGGUCCGCAGCCUCCACGCCCACGCUUCGCGAGCCGUUACUGGGACCAAGACCAGCAGGAGAUUCGGACGACGAAACCCUCGAGGUGCUGCGACAAGCUAUGUCCCACAACCAGGCGAAGGUCGCCAGUGGACAGGCACCGAUGCCUCUGACACUGGAUCGUCCCAGGACCACCCCGGCACAACAGCCAACUCCGCCUUUCCUUCGAGGUGUGGAGCCCAUCUCCCCUGGUGGCACCUUCAAGGCCGGCAAGACGAAUCCCUUUCAAGGACAGUCGAAAUCUUGGUAUUGCCUUGUCGAUAACGUUGACAGUUAUGCCAUGGAGCACAAGAUCAAGUGCAAAGCGACUGCGGACUUCUUGACCAAAGGCAGCAGCUGCCCGCGACGACAACUGCGGAUUGACUCGAAGCUCGACGUGCUGUGUGAGAAUGAAGGCAUCCAGGGCAUUCGGCGCUACAUCAGGCACAUCUGCAAGAACGACUUGGGGCUCAAGGCGGACCUGUCACAGGAGCUGCGGACGCGCAGCGAGCUUCCUAGCCUUCCGAGGUGCGGACCGAAGACAAGAAUCGCACCUCCUGGUGCGGAGGAAUCUCGGACAGUCUCUACCGUCUACGCUGCCAUGGCGGCCCGACGGAAGAAGAUUCCGCAAGCACCAAAGUGCCUUCUCCCGGUGCCCCAAAUUCCUGGUGCCUUAGCGGAGGUGGUAGAGAAGGAGGAUGCCAUGAACUUGGACUUACGGGGAAUGAACCUCCUCGACGACGAGGCAGUCCCAAUCGUUGCCGGCUUGCGUGUGCAAGACUGCUCCUUCAAGACCAUGUUGAUCUCUGGGAAUCCGCAGCUCACCGACGCCUUCUACGAGCCGCUCUUGAAGCUCGCUUGUGAGAGAUCAAUGAGCUUGCUGGUCUUGGACCUUUCGGGCUCUGCACACAUGGGCGAGAAGUCCAUCAGCCGUCUGGCCGAUGCCCUGCCUCGUGCGCUGAUACGUCUCAGAGUUCUGAAGCUCGAUGGGACUCGGUGCGAGCAGUCAUCCUGGCACGUGCUCCUGGAGGGCAUGCGGUGCUUGACAUACCUGAAGGAGCUGGGUCUCGCGGACAUGAGCAUCGGUCGUCGCUCUCAGGACGUGCCCUGCCUUGUUGGUGAGCUACCAGCUUCAUUGCCCCACCUCAAGAAGCUGAACUUGAGUGGGAACUUCUUCAGCUUCGAAGGUUGUCGUGUUUUGGCCCAGUCCGUGGAGGCCCACAGGACCCUGGAACACCUGGAUUUGAGCUACAAUGCCGGUGGUUUCAUUUUGACCGAGAGCGGGGCGUUGCCAUCGACUUCGGCGUCGAGCAGCCUUUUCAGUAGCCUACGAAGCGACAGCCGUUCUCAAGGGAUCGCCGCGUUCAACCCGAUCUCGCUCAUUUGCGAGGUCGCCGGCAAAUGUAAGUCACUCAAGUGCUUGAAGCUGGCUGGCUGCCAGUUGAAUUUCGACGAGGACUUUAUCCUGGAGGAUACUUUCCAGUCGAGCACCGCGCACGGAAUUGUGGAUCUCGACCUUAGCAACAACGCUUUCCAGGGCGUCAUGGGCGUGCGCUGUCUCCUGAGGAUCCUGGUGACUCAUCCAAGUCUGCAGAACCUUCACUUGGUCCAGAUACGCGAAGCACUGCCAUCUUGCGUUGCAGUACCAUAUGAGCAGUCGGAUCCUACAGCUCAUUAUGAUCUGAACUUGGAGCAUCCACAGCAUCGGGCAUUGCUGCGCAUGCUGCUCAGGCGCACGCAGAAGCUGUCGACUCCGAUGCAGGAGCUCUUUGCCUUCGAGGAGCGAGGUGAUGAAGUUCUACAGGGCUGGAACAAGACCCAAACCGUUCCGCACAAAGGAAUGGUAAGCUUCAGCUUCCGAUUCCCGAUGGAGCUGGGCAGCGACCAGGAUGCGACGACCCUGAUCUCUCGGAUCAAUCAGAAGCGGAAACUCAAGGUUGGCCUCGUGGACUUUGUCAAGGUGGCACAGCUCUUCAACAGCCUGGCUGAUGUAGAGGCACGACUUCUCUUUCUGGAGGCAAUGGCUGCAGACCUCAACCUCAAGCUCAGCCAUGUCAGGUAUCUCUCGGAAUUGGAUCCAGUGUUGCGAGGGGAAGUCGUUGACAGACUGCUGCCAGCAGUUCCGGAGAUCAACACUCUAGGUGGCUUUGACCUUGCUGUCAACUCUGUUCACCAAAAGGCUUCACUUUGCAGAGAUCGGGCUGCCAUCGUGAACCUGCUUCUCUUCAACCCCGCGUGUGCCGACGGGCGCUACGAGUUCGAUGUGACAGAACCGGCACAUCGAAAGAUGUUGGAUGACCUGAUUAUUGUCAACCACUGGGAGCGUGAUCGAGCCAAAAGACUGGGUCGACCAGACCUGAGCAAGCAUGGAGAUCACGAGUGCAUACGGAAUUGCUCUGUGAACGGCAACUAUCGCAUAUGGAGGAGCGCGGACGUACAGCUGCCACCAAGAGCAGAGAUCAAGUUCGACUACUGCUCCCCAUUCCAUCCAAAGCAAGGCACGCCAAGCACGCCGGAUCGAACCGUCCGCCUGCUCAGACAGGCCUUGACGACCAUGGACUUCAACCAGAGUCUCAAGGUGAAGGUCCUCCGCUCCGUUGCGCAUCGCCUCGUGCUCACACCAGAGCAGUGUGGCUGGCUUCUUGAAGCACUUCCAGCCACAGCUUUGGAGCUGGAUACGGAGAUCCGGGAUUCGCCACGAGUGGAGGCUUUCGUCGUGCUUUAUGCUCGGUGCAACGACAUCGCUGAGCUUUUAUCCGAUGAGGAGUGCGGACUCUAUUCCCUGGUCCACCUCACAAGGGAAGAGGUCCUGACAGUUCGAAAGCGGCUGGGCCGCACGCGGACCUGGGACAUCACCCGUGCCGGCCAGGAGUUCAUCAUCCCGCCGCCAGAGGAUCCUACGGACAUGAAUCCGGCGGGGAGGAUGGUGCUGAUGACACGCCGAGCCUCAAAUGCCGGGCCAGCAGGACCAGGUCUUCCUGCCACCAAGCCGAAGUCUCGUACAGAACGCAUGGCGGAAGCAUCAAUCGACGAAGAGCGCAUGCGGCCUAUCCUCAAGGACUACAACAUGCUUGACAAUCCAGUCUCUCUUGGCCACGCAAACCGUUACAUGAUGGACCUGACGCUGCAUGAAGACUGGCAUUGCGCACAGUGCCUUCUCCGCGUGUGCAAAGAAGAGAGCGGCGAAAACAUUGACGCCCCGUAUUGGAGCGAAAAAGCUCACUUGGCCGACAAGGGGUCCAAGUGGCUGGUUCCCGACGAAUGGUCCAAGGAGAUGCCCAAGGUUGGAAUCUUCGGAAUGACCUUCCUGCAGGGCUUCAACGAUCCGGAUCUAGAACUCCGGCUGAGGCUGGCAAAGGAAUGGCUGGGCUGGUAG